ACGUUAGGUUUGGUAGGUCUAUUGGCUUAUACCCCCAUAACUCUACUAAAAGUUUGAAACACUCCACAUAGUUUCAAAUUCGUACGAUUCGUUCAUCAACCAGCGUUAAAUCUCGAUAUUGCACCUACCAGAAGUUAGAUCGAUUUGAACCACUGGAAUUUUUAUGAUUGAUGAUGAUCUGGUAGAUAAGACGUCGAUACAGGCGGUGGUUGGAGGCGGCGGGAUAAAAUGAACGUGAGCCACCCGUCAGUGCAUCCGGUUGAAGUGGCACCAUUACCACCGACUGACGGAGGCGCCCUCGUACCACCGAGAGUGAGGAUGAAGAUUGUCCAAGGCAUGCCUGGGACGAUCGGUGGUCUCAGCUUACGUUUUUGUCAAUUUGCGUACGCAGUCGUCUCACUCGUUGUCAUGGCCACAACAAGCGAUUUCCCGUCCGUAACUGCAUUCUGCUACCUUGUUGCUGCUGUUUCCCUGCAGAGUUUGUGGAGCCUAUCACUUGCCAUUCUCGACAUCCAUGCCCUUCUGGUGGGACGUUCCUUGCAGAAUUAUAGAGUUGUCAGUCUCUUUUCCAUUGGUGACGGGGUCACAUCUACUCUGACAUUUGCCGCCGCGUGUGCAUCUGCUGGUAUUACGGUUCUUAUAGGUAACGAUCUUGGUCUAUGUGCUCAAAAUCACUGCAAACAGUUUGAGACUGCUACUGCUAUGGCUUUCCUUAGCUGGUUUACGGCACUACCCUCGUUCCUUCUCAACUUCUGGUCAUUGUCGUCCCGUUAAAGCGAGAGUUAUGCCAAACAGAUGGUGAAAUAAACCAUCGGUUUAGUGCCCUUCUUGUGUAGCGUGUCUUUCUUUAGGGUAUUUCCUAGAGGUCGUGCUCUUGUGGCUUAUGUUGGUUCUAGGAGAACAUAAAACCGCAUGUGUGUCGUGGAGUGGUUGAUGUAUAUAUGCGUGUUUAGUUUUGUGGAUUCGUUGUUGGUCAGUCGGUCUCCUAAUGCAGCUGUAGAAAGUUUGUGUUGCAAGUUGGUGAUGGUUGUUUUGGGUGUGUUUUAAAGGUUCAAAUGCAACUAUGGGAUGUAUGUGUUGCGAUUCCUGUCUUUUUUAAUAUUUGUUACCGAACGAA
Cynara cardunculus var. scolymus (artichoke) is the source of this 1117-nucleotide messenger RNA. RefSeq names its product CASP-like protein 5A2. The transcript has 3 exons. The coding region runs from base 229 to 774 and encodes 181 amino acids. The record is from RefSeq and is a predicted model, not a curated record. Gene Ontology annotation, cellular component: membrane. Lineage: Eukaryota; Viridiplantae; Streptophyta; Magnoliopsida; Asterales; Asteraceae.